Molecule: messenger RNA, 2011 nt
Organism: Arabidopsis lyrata subsp. lyrata
Lineage: Eukaryota; Viridiplantae; Streptophyta; Magnoliopsida; Brassicales; Brassicaceae
Product: probable serine/threonine-protein kinase PBL19
Exons: 4
Coding region: 539-1783 (414 amino acids)
Biological process (GO): protein phosphorylation
Molecular function (GO): ATP binding; protein kinase activity
Source: RefSeq, a predicted model, not a curated record
UCAUUCAAAAAUUCCAUAAAUCAUUUCAAAACGUUACACCUAUACAAUUAAUACAGAGUCUAGAAAUGUAUGAGUCUUUCACACAUACUUUUCAACGUGUAAUCCGUACGGACGCGAUUUCUUCUGUUUUCUUUUUUGUUAAAACACGAUUUCUUCUCUUCUUUCUCUCCUUAUCUUCUAAGGAAUCGCGUAACGUUUUGUGUCUUUUUCCUUCAUAAUUUGUUUUCUCGACAAACAAAAAGAGUCUUGUUAUACUCUGGCUUUUAGUUUUGCUGUCUCUCUCCUUCAAUUUCCUGGAAAAAAAUCUCUUUUCUAGUCAAAUAGAUCUGUGUUCAUACUCUUCUUCCACAAUUCAUUACUCAAUCUAACCCAAAGAAAAACCCUUCAAAUUUCUUUGUUCCAUUUUCUUAAUUUCAGAACUUGAGAAACCCAAAAAAGGAAACUAUUAGUACAUUUUGUGGGUUUAACUAAAGUAAUUAAUUUUUGUGUUUUCUUCAUAAAGUUUCAAUCUUUUUAUUCUUGUAUCUCUUCUUAAGACAUGAAUUGUCUGUUCUUGUUCAAAUCAAAGAAACCCAAAUCCAGAAAUCAACAGAAAGACAACAACAACAACAACAAAAAGAACAAAAGAAAAGGUAAAGAAUUGUUACAAAACUCAGCUCCAGAACUGACUAAUCGGAGUGAAACGUCGUCGUUUAAUCUCCAGACGCCAAGGUCGUUGCCUUCUCCAAGAAGUAUCAAAGAUUUGUAUACAGAGAGAGAACAAAAUCUUAGGGUUUUCACUUACGAAGAACUUAGUAAAGCCACUUAUGGGUUCAGCAGAAAGCUUGCGAUCGGUGAAGGUGGAUUUGGUAUUGUUUAUAAAGGAAAGAUUCUCAACAAUGGAGAUUCUGAUCCUCCACUUGUCGUCGCCAUUAAGAAACUCAAUCGACAAGGUUUACAGGGUCACAAGCAAUGGCUAGCAGAAGUUCAGUUUCUUGGAGUAGUGAAUCAUCCGAACGUUGUGAAGCUCAUAGGUUAUUGCUCGGAAGACGGGGAGAGUGGGAUCGAGAGGCUUUUGGUUUAUGAGUAUAUGUCGAAUCGAAGUUUAGAGGACCAUCUCUUCCCACGUCGAUCACACACAUUACCGUGGAAAAAAAGACUCGAGAUCAUGCUUGGUGCAGCUGAAGGAUUGGCUUAUUUACAUGAACUUAAGGUUAUCUAUCGAGAUUUCAAAUCGUCUAAUGUGCUCUUAGACCAUGAAUUCUGUCCGAAAUUAUCAGACUUUGGGCUUGCCAGAGAAGGACCUGAGGGCGACAAUACUCAUGUCACUACCGCAAGAGUUGGUACACACGGCUAUGCAGCUCCGGAAUACGUGCAAACCGGUCAUCUUCGGUUAAAGAGCGAUGUCUAUAGCUUCGGUGUUGUGCUCUACGAGAUCAUAACCGGACGCCGAACCAUUGAGAGGAACAAGCCAGUGGCUGAACGAAGACUAUUGGAUUGGGUCAAAGAGUAUCCUGCUGAUAGUCAACGCUUCAGCAUGAUCGUUGACCCUCGGCUACGCAACAAUUAUCCAGCUGCUGGAGCUAGGAGUUUGGCUAAAUUGGCUGAUCUUUGUCUGAAAAAGAACGAUAAAGAGCGACCCGCGAUGGAAAUUGUAGUAGAAGGAUUGAAAAAGAUUAUCGAAGAAUCCGAUAAUGAAGAUUAUCCGAUGGCUACGGCUAAGGAAAGUAGUCAGGUAAGGACGAGACAAGUUGCAAAACCUGAGAAACAAAGUUUGAGAGGAGGGGUUAGUGUCAGAGGAUGAUUUUGAGUUUAGAAGUUUUUUGCAGAUUUUAAUAGAUAAAUAAGUUUAUGCAAUUUGUUGGUUUAUUGUGAGAUGAUUAGUAGAGAAAAUGUAUCUUAUUGUGUGUUUAUAAAUGAAAUUUAAUACGGUGAUUGAGAGAAUCAUUGAGAUCAGGUUUUAAGAGUGUAAUUUGCUGUUGAUAGCGUAACAUUUUAGCCAAAGUUUUCGAUGAUAAAUAUUUAUUGGAUA